Messenger RNA from Bursaphelenchus xylophilus (pine wood nematode), 3543 nucleotides. Lineage: Eukaryota; Metazoa; Nematoda; Chromadorea; Rhabditida; Aphelenchoididae. The record is from the annotation of a GenBank genome assembly.
AUGGCUACCUUCUUGUUUUUCGUAGCCAUUGUUAUUUUCUUGAGCGCAUCCUAUGCGGAUCACACUUACAGGUAUAAUGUCGGUAAGUUUUUCAGUUUUUCUUCUAUUCAUGCCGUUUCUGAAAAUAUUAAAACACGAUUUCUGAGUCAGUGAAUCAGCCGCCAGUUAGGCCUGGACAUAGAAAAAAAUCGAUUUUGAGUUUUUGAUUUUAAAAUGACCGCAGGCAUCCAGUAAACAUAUUACUGAAAUAUUUUUGCCUAAUUCUCUCAUUAACCUACUGCAAUUUACAAUUUAAUGUUUUUACAGUAAUCGACUAUUACAGCAUAACUACUCACUAGAAAUGGCUGAAAUUGAGAAUACUGAUGUUUUCGGGUAUGCUCGUCAUUGUGAAUCCAGAAUUUUGGCGGUCGGGUUACUGUAACACACCGCAAUAUGGUUUCGGCCGAACAAAAUCGGCCAUAAAAAAUUUGUUUCUGAAAUGCCGCAGCUGAUUUUUACAUAUGUUAAUCAGCGUAAAAUUCUGCCCUAGAAACAUUUAAAAAAAGUGUAAAAAGUCAUCACCCCUUUUUCGUGGUGUAGUGGAUUUUGGUCAAAUUUAGUAAUCCGAAGGUCGCGGGUUCGAUCCCCGUGGAAGGAAAAUGCGUAAAACUGUACAAAACCUCAAAAAAUUGGUUGAGGUGGAUUGAUUAUGUAUUCCAGAAGUAUGAAAAAUUGUAUCAAAGUUGAUUUCCGAAUUUGAAAGCAUUUUUUUGAUGAUGAAACUUGGAUUUUGGUUUCCGUGGAUUAUGGUGCAAAUUUAGUCUAGGAAAUAGCUACAGUUGUUUAUAAUUAGGUUUUUUAGCCUUCUGAAUUCAAUGGAGCAGGGUUUUUGGCCAUAGGAUUACUGUAACAUAGACAAAACGGAUUUCGGCCGCUUAAAAUCGGCCGUAAAACGGUUGUUUCUAAACACACGUAGCUAAUUCCUCAAUUUUUGGAAUCAGCGUGAAAUUUCACCCAAUUUUCACCUAAACAAUGGCUUAUUGGUUGAAUACUUUUUUUUCAGUAGUGACUUACUUUAAAACUUGGAAAUUGUAAAUAAAACUAUAUUAGCGAAAGAAUUAGCCAAAAAUAUUUUGAGGCUAAGUUUCAUCAACGUAUGCAAACAUUUCUAGACCAAAAUCUCAGAUUUUUUUUUUCGAUUUCCACGGAUGACUUUUUUUUACUGAAAAAAUUCUAAUCUGCUCGAAAAAAUCCUUGGAAUUUGUGCGACCAGUUAGGAUAUUAUAUUUAAUGAUUCUAGAGCAGAAUUUCACGCUGAUUCCAACAAUUGAGGAAUUAGCUGCGUGUGCUUAGAAACAACCGUUUUACGGCCGAUUUUAAGCGGCCGAAAUCCGGUUUGUCUAUGUUACAGUAAUCCUAUAGCCAAAAACCCUGGUCCAUUGAAUUCAGAAGGCUAAAAAACCUAAUUAAAAACACCUUUAGCUAUUUCCUAGACUAAAUUUGCACCAUAAUCCACGGAAACCCAAAUCCAAGUUUCAUCAUCAAAAAAAUGCUUUCAAAUUCGGAAAUCAACUUUGAUACAAUUUUUCAUACUUCUGGAAUACAUAAUCAAUCCACCUCAACCAAUUUUUUGAGGUUUUGUACAGUUUUACGCAUUUUCCUUCCACGGGGAUCGAACCCGCGACCUUCGGAUUACUAAAUUUGACCAAAAUCCACUACACCACGAAAAAGGGGUGAUGACUUUUUACACUUUUUUUAAAUGUUUCUAGGGCAGAAUUUUACGCUGAUUAACAUAUGUAAAAAUCGGCUGCGGCAUUUCAGAAACAAAUUUUUUAUGGCCGAUUUUGUUCGGCCGAAACCAUAUUGCGGUAUGUUACAGUAACCCGACCGCCAAAAUUCUGGAUUCACAAUGACGAGCAUACCCGAAAACAUCAGUAUUCUCAAUUUCAGCCAUUUCUAGUGAGUAGUUAUGCUGUAAUAGUCGAUUACUGUAAAAACAUUAAAUUGUAAAUUACAGUAGGUUAAUGAGAGAAUUAGGCAAAAAUAUUUCAGGAAUAUGUUUACUGGAUGCCUGCGGUCAUUUUAAAAGCAAAAGCUUAAAAUCGAUUUUUUUCUAUGUCCACGGCUGCUACACUCACUCAGAAAUCGUGUUUUAAGCUUUGAUUUACAAACCUUUCCAUCUUGAAUAACCAUAUAUAUUAAUAUUUAGCAUUUUUAAAUUAUCAAACGGUAUUUUAAAAUCCCUUGUAGCUUAUCCAUCCAGUCCAUUUUUUCUUGUCCGUUUUGGUGAUGACAAACGGGAGGCGAAAGUUUUAUUGGACACAAAUCGACCGUACACGAUGGUAUUCGACAAAGUCUGUGGCGAUAAGGGAUUUGAAUGUACGAAGAAUAAGCACGAUUAUUUGUAUGACUACAAGUAAGAGUUGGCUUGCUGACGUUCUCAAUGAAAUCUCGAUAUUUUUAGAAAAACAAACGGUAAACUAACCAACAAAACUUUGAUGGACAAGUACGAUUACAAUCGAAAUUUUGGAGGAUUUUUGUUUACCGAUGUUGUGAGAGUGGACUCUAUAGGAUGCCACACAGAUGUGCUUGUUGUUGAUCACGGCCACCCCAGCUAUAAUUUUGAAUGGGACGGGGUUUUGGGUCUUGGGAUUAGCAAUGGAAGGACCAAUAUCAUCAAGAACAUUAUGACCGACAUUUCAACGGCACAAAUUGUAAUUCAAGAAGGGAAAUAUAAUAUUCCCAGAGUACGUACUAUCUUACAGCUACUAUGACUUUUGUAUCCAGUUAUUUAAACAUAUAUAACUUUAGAAAAACGCCAAAAAUGAGAUGAUUUCCAAAGGCUCCGUUGUGUUUGGCAAACUUCGAGGAAGCACCAAAUGUGGGCCAUUUACCUAUGUUAAUGCGACCGCGACUUCAUGGCAAUUUCGGGCCGAGUAAGCCUUUAGAUUUGUUAUUUUUUGCGUCAUACACAAUUGGUUUGGGUUUUCGGAUAUCCAAAUUCUUGCUGGCCAAAUUCCUAUGCAUCAGAUUCGUAUGAGAUCCGGUCGAAACUAGCUCCCUCGUCCGUUCUUAAUUCUUGUGUUGAUUUCAAAAGUUUCAGUGUUCACAUUGGAAACGAGACUUUAACCAACCAAAAAAUUGGGUUCGUUCCUGGUCGCCCAACCCAAGUACCUCUGUCCAUUUACAACGAGCUUUUUAGCGAUAAAAAAGCUACAGACGAGUCAAACUUCCAUGAGAUUUCAUUCUCAGUCGACGGAAAAACCUGUGGCAUAAACAAAAACGAUUAUCUUUAUUAUGUGGAAGCGGUAGGGACAAAUAAUAUGACACACAAAAUUUUAGGGCAAUUACUACGAACCCAUAAUCGAUAUCGCCUAUCCUAACUAUGGUUACGACUUUGCAUUUGGAAGUGAUUUUCUUCAACACUACUGUGUUGCAUUACGAGCGCACAAGUCUGUGGUGCAUUAUCAAAUCGGGUUUGCGGAGAAUUCAGCAAGAAGGAUUUGUUUUGCAACAACUUUAAUAAGUUCACUUGUCCUUGGAAUAUUGAGGAUACUUGUGUGA